Molecule: messenger RNA, 518 nt
Organism: Vigna unguiculata (cowpea)
Lineage: Eukaryota; Viridiplantae; Streptophyta; Magnoliopsida; Fabales; Fabaceae
Source: RefSeq, a predicted model, not a curated record
CAGAAAAUCAUUCUCACAACACAGCAACAAAAACCCUAAUAUUACACAUAGAAGCCGAAACAUCGAAUGGCAGGUAUUGCUUAUGGAAUCAGCGUGCUUGCCGUUGGUGCAGGUGAGGCUCCACGGCGAGCAAGACAACCUCAAUCUCAGUCUUCUCCGACCACUCAUGACCAGAACAACAGUAACCCUACGCCCUCUGAAGAGUUUGCGUAUUUGAAUUCUGGGAAGCAACAUGUGAAGGGUCUUACCAACCAGACAGGUUAUGUUAAGGGCAAUGCUAAUGGGACCAUCAACUUUGGGACGCUCAGAACCUCCGCAAGGCAACCAUAAGCGUAAUCGAUAUCAGUUCAUAAGAUGAAUGUUGAAAAAGAAAAUAUAUAGCUUUAGGCAACUCAAUAAUUAACUAAAUAAUUACUCCUGUUCUGUUGCCUACUCGUACUAUAUAUUUUUCAUGUAUUACUUGCCAGAGACAUCAUAGUAUGAAGAAUAAGAUGGAUGUUUUAACCCUUCUUCAAGUA